AAUUGUGAAGCUGUCAGCUAGGGUAUCAUAUCAUAUCAGUGGCUGCACACCGCUGUUCUUUCACAAGCCAAGAUUUUUGUCCCAAAUCUUGAAUCUUUAUCACCAUGGUAGCCAAGAGCAAUAGCCUGCUUGUUUUAUUGGUCACUGUGCUAAGCUGCAGCUUCAGCUUGGUGAGGUUUGCAGAGUCCAAGGUGCCCCAAGAUGAAAUUGAUGCUCUCCAAGAAAUAACUAGUACGAUGGGUGCAAAGUUUUGGAAGUUUAAUGGUGAUUCUUGCAAAAUUGAAAUGGUUGGGGUAACAGCAGAUCCGCCAAAAGGAUCUGAGGGUAACAUUACUUGUGACUGCAACAACACUGUCUGUCACGUCGUAACGCUCAGGAAAAAAGGAAAGAAAAUAAAAGAAGAGAGGGUUUUAUGCCUGAUAUCUAUAUAUUUAGGAAUCCUCCUUGUCAAAUCUCAAUAUUAUUUCCUUUUUCUUUUUCAAACAAUCAGGACUCUUGAAGCAAAUCAGUUCUCUGGAGUUGUUCCUCCUGAGCUUGGGAAUUUAAUCAACUUGGGAACUCUGGUGUUGUCCUCCAAUCGUUUGACCGGAAAGUUACCAGUGGCAUUGGCUGGGCUAAGAAAUUUAACAGACUUUAGAAUAAACGAUAAUAACUUCAAUGGAACGAUACCUGAUUUCAUACAGAAUUGGGAAAAACUUAAGAGAUUAGAAAUGCAUGCAAGUGGGCUUCAGGGACCCAUCCCCUCCAACAUAUCUCUUUUGAGUAAUUUACAAGAGUUGAGGAUUAGCGAUAUAAAGGGGCCACAGCAGGGUUUUCCUACGUUGACAAACAUGGCAGGCCUAGUGAUAUUGGUUCUCAGAAACUGCAACAUUUCUGGAGAGAUUCCUCCAUACAUCUGGACGAUACAAAACCUGAAAAUGUUGGACGUCAGUUUUAACAAGUUAGUAGGGGAAGUUCCAGACACUAUAAACUUAGAGCGUUUGAGAUUCCUGAUUUUAACUGGAAACUCUCUGAGUGGAAGUGUACCUGGCUCAAUCUUCGAGGAUGGAAGUAAUGUUGAUCUUUCAUACAAUAACUUUACAUGGCAAGGCCUUGAGCAACGUACUUGUCAGGACAACAUCAAUCUAAACCUGAACUUGUUUCGAAGCUCUUCAACAGAGAAUAACUUAAGGAGAGGUCUUCCAUGCUUGAAGGAUCUCAACUGCCCACGCUAUUCAACUUGUUUACAUGUUAAUUGUGGUGGAAAUGAUGUCACCAUCAAAGAAAAUAAAGGAAACAUUGUGUAUGAAGGAGAUGGAGGAGUUGAAGGUGGCGCUGCAGAGUAUUUCUUAAAUGGUGAUUAUUUUUGGGGAUUUAGUAGCACUGGAGACUUCAUGGAUGACAAUGAUUUCCAAAAUACACGUUACUCUGUAUCUCUGGCAUCUUCAAAUCUCUCUGAUUUAUACACGACAGCACGCAUAUCCCCAAUUUCAAUCACAUAUUUCCAUUAUUGCUUAGAAAAUGACUAUACUGUAAGUCUUCACUUUGCGGAGAUACAGUUUACAAAUGACCAAACAUAUACGAGUCUUGGCAGACGCGUAUUUGAUAUCUAUGUUCAGGAAGAAGUAUUGCGAAAGGAUUUCAAUAUUGAAGAUGAGGCAAAGAUGGCUCAGAAGCCUGUAAUACUAGAACAUAAUGUCAGUGUAACAAAUAAUAUCUUAGAGAUCCGAUUCUAUUUUGCUGGUAAAGGGACAACAAGAAUCCCUGACAGAGGAGUCUAUGGUCCCCUUAUCUCUGCUAUUUCUGUGAAAUCUGAUUCCAAAGAUUGCUCAAAUGGUGAAAGCAAGGGAACUGCUCACAUUGUUGCUGGAGCUGUAGGAGGAGCAUUUGGCCUAGUGUUUGUUAUAUUAGGAAUCCUUUGGUGGAAAGGAUACAUGCCAGGCAAAAGGGGGAGAAAGAAAGAUAGAGAAGGACUUGAUGGGCAGACAGGGACUUUUACCUUAAAACAAUUAAAAUCUGCCACUAAUGACUUUGAUUCUGCUAACAAAAUCGGAGAAGGUGGUUUUGGUCCUGUGUUCAAGGGUCAAUUGCCUGAUGCUACAGUGAUAGCCGUUAAGCAGCUUUCAUCCAAGUCAAGGCAGGGAAAUCGUGAAUUCUUAAAUGAGAUGGGCAUGAUUUCUUGUUUCCAGCACCCAAAUCUUGUGAAGCUUCAUGGAUGUUGUAUUGAUGGAGGUCAGCUAUUGCUGGUCUAUGAGUACAUGGAAAACAAUAACCUUGCACGAGCAUUGUUUGGUCGAGAAAAUCAUCUUAAACUGGACUGGCCAACAAGUCGUAAUAUUUGUAUUGGGAUAGCAAGAGGACUAGCUUUUCUCCAUGAAGAAUCUGUACUUAAAAUUGUUCACCGAGACAUCAAAGCUACUAAUGUGCUGCUUGAUCGGGACUUGAACCCUAAAAUAUCCGACUUUGGAUUAGCAAAGCUUGAUGAAGAGGAGAAGACGCACAUGAGCACCCGAGUUGCUGGGACCAUAGGAUACAUGGCACCAGAAUAUGCAUUAUGGGGUCACCUGACGUACAAAGCAGAUGUUUACAGUUUUGGAGUAGUGGCCUUGGAAAUUAUUAGUGGGAAGAACAACAAUAAUUAUAUCCCAAGUGAUGACUGGGUUUGCCUUUUAGAUUGGGCUUGUCAUUUGCAACGAACUGGAAACUUGUUGGAGCUAGUUGAUGAGAAGUUAGGGUCCGAGGUUGACCAAAAAGAAGCAGAGAUCAUGGUUAAAGUGGCUCUGAUUUGUACAAAUGCCUCUGCAUCACUUAGGCCUAGCAUGUCCGAGGUGGUGAGCAUGCUUGAAGGACAAAUCCCUGUUCCUGACGUGAUCCCAGAACCAAGUACCUAUAGAGAAGAUUUGAGGUUUAAGGCCAUGAGAGACCUCCAGCGGCAGAGGCAAGAUCAUAGUUUAAGUAUCAGUGGAACACAGCAUUCAACUACGGUCCACACAUUCGAGUCUACCUCUACGUCCGGCCUUGAAUUCUCUGAAAUCAAUCCAGACUCAACACCCUCUUGACAGUUGUGGACAUUCUGGUUCUAUAGUAGCAAGUAUGUUGUAGUUUGUAGUCUUCGGAAACGCAUAUGCAGAUUAGCUGUGUCCAUAUUUUCUUUUCUGUACAUAUUUUGUUCAAUUUUCUAUUAGCUUUAUUCGUUCCAUGCUUGUCUCUGCAAACAACAAUAAUAACAAUAUCAAUAUUAUUCAAUUGAAGAUUCAAUUUAAUUCGUU
Molecule: messenger RNA, 3248 nt
Organism: Prunus avium (sweet cherry)
Lineage: Eukaryota; Viridiplantae; Streptophyta; Magnoliopsida; Rosales; Rosaceae
Source: RefSeq, a predicted model, not a curated record